Molecule: messenger RNA, 468 nt
Organism: Aspergillus oryzae RIB40
Lineage: Eukaryota; Fungi; Ascomycota; Eurotiomycetes; Eurotiales; Aspergillaceae
Product: 40S ribosomal protein uS13
Exons: 3
Coding region: 1-468 (155 amino acids)
Biological process (GO): translation
Cellular component (GO): small ribosomal subunit; cytosol; ribosome
Molecular function (GO): RNA binding; structural constituent of ribosome
Source: RefSeq, a predicted model, not a curated record
AUGUCGCUCGUGUCCGGCGAGAAGACGAACUUCCAGUACAUCUUGCGUCUGCUCAACACCAAUGUUGACGGCAAGCAGAAGAUUAUGUACGCCUUGACCCAGAUCAAGGGUGUCGGUCGCCGUUACUCCAACUUGGUCUGCAAGAAGGCUGAUGUUGACCUCAACAAGCGCGCCGGUGAGCUUACCACCGAAGAGCUUGAGCGUGUCGUCACCAUCCUCCAGAACCCUACCCAGUACAAGAUCCCCACCUGGUUCCUGAACAGACAGCGCGACAUCACCGAUGGCAAGGACUCCCAGGUUGUCUCCAACAACUUGGACAGCAAGAUGCGUGAGGAUCUCGAGCGCCUGAAGAAGAUCCGCUCCCACCGUGGUCUCCGUCACUACUGGGGUCUCCGUGUCCGUGGACAGCACACCAAGACCACCGGUCGCCGUGGCCGCACCGUCGGUGUCAGCAAGAAGAAGGGCUAA